Messenger RNA from Vitis riparia (riverbank grape), 693 nucleotides. Its product is annotated as RING-H2 finger protein ATL66-like. The transcript is spliced from 2 exons. Bases 1 to 693 code for a protein of 230 amino acids. The record is from RefSeq and is a predicted model, not a curated record. Lineage: Eukaryota; Viridiplantae; Streptophyta; Magnoliopsida; Vitales; Vitaceae.
AUGUCGAUUGGUGGCGUCACCGUGGUGACAACUGAUAGUCGCAGUAAUGUUGAGAUGGGUGAGGGACAUGGCUUUUACCCGCAAGCUCCUCUGAUUCCUCCUCAUGGGUUAACUUAUAAGUUCUGCACUCUCCUCUCAAUCUGUCCCCAUCAUCUCACUGCACCCACUUCAAUCCCGCCUCUAGAGAAUAACAACAAACCACAGAUGGCUCCCCCAUCUGACCCUUACAAUCACCACUGGCACUUCUCGGACUUGUCCGACAAGACCUUCCAACUCCAUGGCCGUAGUUUGGCCGUUGCUCUCGUCUUCUUCUCCCUUCUCCUCUUCUUCACUUUCUUGUUCGUCUACUUCUUCUACGUGUGCACCCACCGCCGGCACUCAGCCACGGUCAGGUCCACGUCCAACCCGACUGCACCCCAUGUGGUCGAGCUUGGACUCGACCCAGUGACGAUCAACGCGUUACCAAUAUUUCUGCACGGGGCCCCCGACAAUAGCGGCGGCUUGGAAGUGGAGUGCUCCAUAUGCAUCAGCAUGUUCCAAGAAGGAGAACGAGUGAAGGUCUUGCCCCAGUGUCGCCACGCUUUUCAUUCACAGUGCGUUGAUAAGUGGCUCAUGACUCACUCCAGCUGCCCUCUCUGCCGAGCCGCUAUUCUCCGAGGCGACUCUUUGGCUGGCACUAGAUUAAUUGUGUGA